AUGACGCUACUUGCAUCUCUGCACCGCUCGGAGAUGUCCCAGCGACAGCCUGUGAAGUGGACCUGCAUGCUGAGUGGAGGCCAGAUUUUAUUUCUUUUUGCGUCUUCUCUCUUCCAGAUCAGCCCCUCGGAUGGCAAGAUCCUCCAUUUCGGGCGGGUGAAGAACUGUGAGGUGGAGCAGGUGAAGGGAGUCACCUAUUCCCUGGAAACCUUCCUCGGCCCGCACACCUGGGCAGACCUGAACAUUAAGAAGAGUGAAGAUGACACAGGCUCGUUCCAGGAUCUUCUGGUAACAAAGGAGGGUAACCAGCUGUUCCACUGUGUGAUCUACCUGGCACCUGGAGACUAUCACUGCUUCCACUCCCCCACAGACUGGCGCGUGGCACACCGACGCCACUUCCCAGGCUCCCUCAUGUCGGUGAACCCUGGCGUUGCCCGCUGGAUAAAGGAGCUGUUCUGUCACAAUGAGCGCGUGGUCCUCAGCGGGGAGUGGACACACGGCUUCUUCUCGCUCACCGCGGUCGGGGCCACUAAUGUAGGAUCCAUCCGCAUUUAUUUUGACAGGGAGUUGCACACAAACAGCCCUCGCUACAGCAAAGGAUCUUUUAAUGACUUUAGCUAUAUCUCCAACAACAACAAAGAUGGGGUGACCAUGCGGAAAGGGGAGCACCUGGGGGAGUUCAACCUGGGGUCCACCAUCGUCCUGCUCUUCGAGGCCCCCAAAGACUUUACCUUUAACAUCAGCGCUGGGCAGAAGAUCCGUUUUGGAGAAGCCCUCGGGACCAUGAGAGGGAAUGCAACGGAUGCGGAAAAGGACUCCGAACGGGACGUGUGAGCUGCAGUAAAGAGCCUACUGGAAGAGUUAUUAUCUUCUGCCCAGGACCGGCAUGAAUAUACUUGAGACAACAUGCUGCUUUUUACUUUCCCUCCCUCCCUCCCUCCCUCCCUCCCUCUCUCCUCAUUGCUUGCUAUGAGAACAGUGCCAGUUGCUUCUAUCAGAGGGAAGUUUUUUAUUCUUAGUCACACUGAAAGAUUA
Molecule: messenger RNA, 1035 nt
Organism: Polyodon spathula (Mississippi paddlefish)
Lineage: Eukaryota; Metazoa; Chordata; Actinopteri; Acipenseriformes; Polyodontidae
Product: phosphatidylserine decarboxylase proenzyme, mitochondrial-like
Exons: 6
Coding region: 1-834 (277 amino acids)
Biological process (GO): phosphatidylethanolamine biosynthetic process
Cellular component (GO): mitochondrion
Molecular function (GO): phosphatidylserine decarboxylase activity
Source: RefSeq, a predicted model, not a curated record